AAAGUGGGUGGAUCCAUGAAUUAUAUAAAAGCCUGCGCGGAUUUUUUACCCGCAUUCGAACUAGUUCAUCCAAGCUAGACAAUCCUAAAUCAAAAUGAGAACCUUCGUUGUCGCGAUGGCGUUGCUGGCCGUGGCCGCCGCCCAAACCCAAACCCCCUCCACCCCUAGAUCGACAUUUGACAACUUCGGAUUCCCCGUGCAAAACAAAUACAACCAGUACAACCGCUACAACCGCUACCAGAACCAGUUCAACCCAUACGGCCAAUACCAGAACUACCAGGGACAAUACCAAGGACAAUACCAGGGACAAUACCAGCCCUUCCAAUACCAGAACCAGAACCGUUACACGAACCCUACCUACAAACCCUUCGUAUUCAGCACCACCGCUGCCCCCGCCGUCUCCUCCGCAGCUCCCCCCGCGGUCUCCUCCGUCGCUCCCGCCGUCACCCCCGCCGCCGCUCCCUCCCCAGCCCCCUCUGCGGUCCCAGCCUUCACAGCUCAAUCCCCAGUCAUCGCUGCCAAGGUAGUCUCAAGCGACGCAGCCGCUUCCAUUCUUAAAUUCGGCAAUGAAAUCAACCCUGAUGGCGCUUACAACUACUACUUCGAAACCGACAACGGUAUCGCCGCCCAGGAGCAAGGUGCGCCCCGCAACUUCGGUGGCAACCCACCCGUCUCCCCUGAUGUAGCCCAGGGUUCUUUCUCAUGGACCUCCCCCGAGGGUGAAGUGAUCUCUAUCUCAUACGUCGCUGACGAAAACGGAUACCAGCCUCAGGGUAACGCCAUCCCCCAGCCCCCUGAAGUGCCCCCACAAAUCGCCCGCGCUCUCGCGUACAUCGCCCAAUACAGCCCCGUCCAAAAGGAGUAAAUUGAAGCUUCGUUUAUUCGAAGAAACGUACUUCGUUUAAUAUAACGAAAUCCACCUAAUAAAUAGAUUAAUUUAAUACUCUUUGUGUCAUAAAAUAUAUAAUAGAUUGUGAUAUGAUUGUUAUAGAUCAACAUAUACUAUACUGAAUGUACCUUUGUUUAUGAAGAAAUAAAAAAAGCUAUAGUUAAUUUCCUA
Messenger RNA from Papilio xuthus (Asian swallowtail), 1060 nucleotides. Lineage: Eukaryota; Metazoa; Arthropoda; Insecta; Lepidoptera; Papilionidae. The record is from RefSeq and is a predicted model, not a curated record.